Python bivittatus (Burmese python) is the source of this 3094-nucleotide messenger RNA. The record is from RefSeq and is a predicted model, not a curated record. Lineage: Eukaryota; Metazoa; Chordata; Lepidosauria; Squamata; Pythonidae.
CAGAGAAACCACUAGGAGGCUCCCUCUGCGAGCCGUAGAAGAGGCGGCAGGGGACGGAGAGUGCCCUGCUCAGCCCAGGAGGAGCGACAUCCGCAAAAGUUGGCCUCUCUAGGCCUCUGCGCUCGCUCACUUUAACCGCUUGAGCUCUGCAGGAGUCUUGCAGGGACGGAAAUCCAGACGAGACGCUGUUCAAUGCAAAAAUAUCUCCUGAGCAAAGAGGGCCGACUGGCUUUGAGAAGAGAUCUGUGGCCCCAUUUAGAGCUGUGUUGGGGAACAGAGGAAGAUGGAGAUGCAACAUUUAACAGGUGAGGGAACUGGAAAAGGCCCUCCUGCUGCUCAACCUGGGAGCUGUGGGGAGAUCUGGGCAAGAACUGGACAGCAGACACUGGAGGAGGAAACCAUCCGUUCAGAGAUCCAGUGCUGGAGCUUCAGGAAUGUCCACUACCAGGAGGCCAAGGGCCCCCGAGAGAUUUGUAGCCAUCUCCACCAGCUUUGCCUUCAAUGGCUGCAGCCAGAGAGGAACACAAAGGCGCGGAUGCUGGACCUGGUGGUCCUGGAGGAUUUCCUGGCUCUCCUGCCUCCAGAAAUGGAGAGCUGGAUACGAGAAUGCGGAGCGGAGACCAGUUCCCAGGCAGUGGCCCUGGCGGAAGGCUUCCUCCUGAGCCAGGCAGAGGAGAAGCAGCAGGAAGAUCUGCAGCGGCAAGAGUCCUCCUUGGCUGUUGUCGCUGAAGAUCCCAAGAGAAGGAGAGAUGCAUCAAAUCCCUCUCGGGAGCUGCUUUUCAGGCACUUCUCCAAGGAAGAUCCAUGUCAGGACACCUCAGGAGGGAACAGAACCAUCUCAUUGGUAUUUGUAGGGUCAUCUUUUUCUGGUGGAACCGAAAGAGUGGCUGAACCUCCAGCUCAGGGUUUUGUGUCCUUCGAGGAGGUGGCCGUGUAUUUCUCCGAGGAGGAAUGGUCUCAGCUGGAUCCCCACCAAAAAGCUCUCCAUGGGGAAGUCAUGCUGGAGAAUUCUCAGAAUGUGGCCUCUCUGGGAGCCUAUGGGCAGGAGAAUGACAAUUGCAAGGAACCAUUCCAAGGGAUCAGUCACAAAAAGACAAAAGAGAGGCUUAAAAAUCGAACAGAUCCAAAAAACCAGGAGAGAAACCAGUCAAAAAAGGGGGGGAAGAAAAAGUUCAGUCUUCAGUGUACUCAGAUACAAGACAUUCUUGCUCAACAACCUUGGAAAGGAAGAAGAGAAGGAAAAUGUUUAGGGAAAAGGAGGAAAAUAUUCAAAGACAUAUUAGUUGUAAAUAAAAAUUUCAGAACUUAUACUAAACAAGAAGAUUGUGAAUUGAUGGACAAUGUAAAAUAUUACAAUACGACUGUUUCUUUAGCCAAAAGAAGAAGAGCAGGAGAAAAGCCAUAUAAAUGCAUGGAGUGUGGGAAGUGCUUCAAAUGGAGCCAUUAUCUUACUUCUCAUAAAAGGAUGCACACAGGGGAGAAACCAUAUAGAUGCAUGGACUGUGGAAAGAGCUUUAGUCAAAGCAGUCAUCUUACUUCUCACAAAAGGAUCCACAGUGGGGAAAAACCCUAUAAAUGCAUGGAGUGUGGAAAGAGCUUUUCUCAGAGUAGUCACCUUACUUAUCAUAGAAGGAUCCACAGUGGGGAGAAACCCUAUAAAUGUGUGGAGUGUGGAAAGAGAUUCCGGAGGGGCAGUGACCUUACCCAUCAUAAAAGGAUCCAUACAGUGGAGAAGCCAUAUAAAUGUAAGGAGUGCGGAAGGAGCUUCCGUGAAAAUCAGCGUCUCACCCUUCAUGUAAGAAUCCACACAGGAGAGAAACCAUAUCAAUGCACAAUGUGUGGAAAGAGCUUCAGGUGGAGCAAUUCUCUGAUUUCCCAUAAAAGGAUCCACACAGGAGAGAAACCUUAUCAAUGCAUGGAGUGUGGAAAGAGCUUCAGUACAAGCAGCAUCCUCUCUUCUCAUAGAAGAAUUCACUCAAAGGAGAAAAAACAUAAAUGCAUGGAGUGUGGAAUGAGCUUUAGUCAAAGGGCUUGCCUAAUUUCUCAUAAAAGUAAGCAUACAGGAGAGAAACCAUACAAAUGUGUCGAUUGCGGAAAAGGAUUCCAGAAAAACAGCUCCCUUAUGUCCCAUAAAAGAAUCCAUACAGGAGAGAAACCAUAUGAAUGCGUGGAGUGUGGAAAGAAUUUCCAUGAAAAUGGAUCGCUGACGCGUCAUGAAAGGAUGCACAGAGGGGAGAAACCGUAUAAAUGCAUGGAGUGUGGAAAGAGCUUCAACAACAGCACUAGCCUUACUUCUCAUAACCGGACUCACACAGGAGAGAAACCAUAUAAAUGUCUGGAGUGUGGAAAGAGGUUUGGUCAGAGUAGUCACCUCAUUUCCCAUAAAAGGAUCCAUACAGGGGAAAAACCGUAUAAAUGCAUAGAAUGUGGAAAAACCUUUAGUCAAAGCAGUGAUCUUGCUUCUCACAAAAGAGUCCACAUAGUGGAGAAACCAUAUAAAUGUACAGAAUGUGGAAAAAGUUUUAGAUGGAGUAGCGCUCUUGCUUCUCACAAAAGAACUCACACGGGGGAGAAGCCAUAUAAAUGCACUGAGUGUGGAAAGAGCUUCAAUGCGAGCAGCAACCUUACUUCCCAUAGAAGGAGCCACUCAAAAGAGAAACCAUAUAAAUGUAUGGAAUGUGGGAAAAGCUUUAGUCAGGGAUGUGACCUAAUUUCCCAUGAAAGAAUGCACUUAAUAGCAAAACCAUUUAAAUGCAUAGAAUGCGGAAAAUGCUUUCGAUGGAACAGUGCUCUUAGUUAUCACAAUAGAAUCCACACAGGGGAGAAACCCUACAACUGCAAGGAGUGUGGGAAGAGAUUCAAUACAAGCAGUAACCUGUCUUCACAUAGAAGGAUCCACUUGAAGGAGAAACCCUAUAACUGCAUGGAGUGCGGGAAGAGCUUUAGUCAGAGUUUUGACCUAAUUUCUCAUCAAAGAAUCCACACACACAAAAGCAUAUAAAUGUGCACAAUGUGGAAGGAAUUUGGCUUGGGUGCAAAUCUUACUCAAUGCAAAGAAUUCAUACAAAAGAGCAUUCUCCUGAAAUACAGAGAA